Oncorhynchus nerka (sockeye salmon) is the source of this 3713-nucleotide messenger RNA. Its product is annotated as endothelin receptor type B-like. Bases 1152 to 1925 code for a protein of 257 amino acids. Gene Ontology annotation, cellular component: plasma membrane. The transcript has 3 exons. Lineage: Eukaryota; Metazoa; Chordata; Actinopteri; Salmoniformes; Salmonidae. Gene Ontology annotation, molecular function: endothelin receptor activity. The record is from RefSeq and is a predicted model, not a curated record. Gene Ontology annotation, biological process: endothelin receptor signaling pathway; regulation of blood pressure; developmental pigmentation.
UUAUCAAUAUAUCAGUUUACGUGCCGUCACACAGGGUCCCAGUAGUGUGGUGCCUGAUGCUAAACGGUGAUGCUACAUGAAGUGCUGGAUGCUAAAUAGGUUUUUGUGUACUAACUAGGUGACAUCUGGGACUUUGAACAGGAUGAAACACUCUUCAUGGCUAGCUGGAGAGGCACUGUGUUCUGUUGUGAUGAAGAAUUAUUCAAAUGUAGAUCUCAGUUUUCUUUACCUACUUGGUCUGAACUCAGUGAGUCUAGAUUGUACAUUCAUAGAAAGGGUUUUUAACUACUCUGUAAAGUUUGACCUAAAAUACACUAUUAUAUUACUUUGACUAUAACCUGGUAAUUAUAUAAAUGUAAGUAUUUGAUUUACAUAGGGUUAAUUUCUAACUGGUUAAAAAAAAUAUUUUGAGAGAACUUAGGGUUUUUUCAUGUAACAUCUUCACUCAACUCUCAAACAAUAGGGGCGGCAGGGUAGCCUAGUGGUUAGAGCGUUGGACUAGUAAUCGGAAGGUUGCAAGUUCAAACCCCCAAGCUGACAAGUUACAAAUCUGUCGUUCUGCCCCUGAACAGGUAGUUAGCCUGUCAUUGAAAAUAAGAAUUUGUUCUUCACUGACUUGCCUAGUAAAAUACAAAAGCUGUAAUGUAACACUGACUAGACAUGGGCCUGAUUGAAUUAUUUCAUGUUGAAAUGUCUCAUUGUUUUCUAACCGCUAGUCUGAGUCUUUAAAUUAAAACCAGAAGGGAGAAUGCAGGGCAGAGGAAACCACACUGAAGAAAAGGGGCGCAUUGUCAAAACAAUAUAAAGCCCUGCCUGGCUCUCUCUCUGUGUGUGUGUGUAAUAUGGGCUUGUAGCCCACACACUCCUAUUAGCACAAAGCCUUUGCUGAUUAUUACUUCCAGAAAUGACAGAGAAGAGAGGAGACGCUUCAUAUUGUUUGACUGUAACCAGUCGUGGCAUCUUCCCAUCUGUGCCCCCAUGGCAAAACCUGUUUGAAGUCUGAAGGAGGUUGUUUUACUUCCCCUAGCAGUUGGAGAGGAUGGGAGAGGACCCACUGUGAUGUGUAACUUUUGACUGACACAUUCUGGUUUUGGCUCCAUUCCUGAGGAGAUGUUCCUGGAUUCGGACAAAACUCUCACCACCAACAGUACAUGGGGAACCCCUACACUAUAUGUCCAUCUCCUGAGACAAAGCGUGGAAUGUGUUUUAUAAUGGGCGCCCCAAUCGUACAUGUGUUGGUGCUAAUGGCCGUCAUGGCCGCCCUGCCUGGCCCUGGAAUGUGUCAGAUAAACAGCACCACAGACGAGGGGGAGAAGGACUCCCUACCCCCAGACCAGGGCCUGGUCCUCCUCAACACCCACAUCACCCUCCAACCCCUGGGCUUCCACAGCACCAGCAGCCCCUUCCUGGAGCAUGGGAGCCCCAUCUCCACCAGGGGCCACCAGGGGCCGCAAUGGCACAGGGUCGGAGCUGGAUCUGGGGCCACAAACAUCACCAGGAUAAGGGCCCCUCCAUCAUGCACCAUCGCCACUUCCAUUCAAAGCUAUUUCAAAUACAUCAACACAGUGAUUUCUAUCAUAGUGUUUGUGGUGGGCAUAGUGUGCAAUUCCACCCUGUUGAGAAUUAUCUACCAGAAUAAGUGCAUGAGGAACGGGCCCAAUGCCCUCAUCGCCAGCCUGGCGCUGGGAGACCUCAUCUACAUCACCAUAGAUAUACCCAUCAACGUCUACAAGCUCCUUGCCACCAGGUUCCCCUUCGAUGACAGUUACUUUGGGCUGUGUCUGUGUAAGCUGGUGCCAUUCAUACAGAAGGCCUCUGUGGGCAUCACCGUCCUCAACCUCUGUGCCCUAAGCGUCGACAGGUCAGUCCCAUGUACCACUGCUGAAUUCCAAAUCAACCAAUGGUGGAAGAUUUCAGUUCUGUGAAUCUUUAUAUGCAGGUUACGGUAAACUCCAAAUGAAAAUCUGUCUAAUCAUAUUUUUUUUCUGUGAAAUGUAGUCUACUUUACAAUAUUUAUGUAUCAAAGAAAAAACUCCUCUUUAAAAAAUGUUGACCCUCAACCUUUGCCAGUAACUCACCAACACCGGGAUUAAUCAAACCAAAAGUGUUUGUUGAACAGUAAAGCCUACUCUAUGUAUGGGAGUGGCUGAGACAAAUUGGCCAGGAAAGAUGAAUGACUUCCCUAAUUUGAUUUAAAGGAAACCACAGGUUGGGAGUUAGUUUAACUCCUUAGUGGGGGUAGUAGGGUAAAGGCAGUUUAUUCCGGAAGUUUGUAACGUCAGUAAUAAUGGAGCUCUCCCAUUACCAACAUAGUUACUCUCCCUCCUAGUUUUCUAUUGGCUGCAUCUGAUAAGGACUAGGCCAUCCGGAGCCAUAUCCACAACGCCUCUCAGAGUAGGAGUACUGAUCUCGAAUCGGCCCAUAUAAUCUUUUUCACCAUAAUCCACAAGUAAAAUCGGAUGCUAGAUCAGCACUCCUACUCUGAGACGAUUUGUGGUCUUAGACGUUUCUCUCCCUGAGGAGGGGUAGCUUUGCCAUCAAGGAGCAGAAGUAGUUUUAUUCUCAAAUCUAAACAUGUUUAUUCUCACAUUUUUAACUCGGAUUGUUUUGUGUCUGUUGCUACACGACUAGACUUGUAUUCCCGUCUCUCCCUUCAGUUCUUGUAACACUUAACACAGUCGGUCCUGUUUAUCAGCAGAGUGAAAGUGAGGGGCUGACGUCCGGCUUCAUUGGUCUGUGAGUUAGCAGACAUAAGAGAUAAGAGCAUAAGGAGGCCUGUUCUGGAUCUAAAGGGAUGGAAGCCAGUUUAACAUACCAGCUAUGCUGAAUGACUCCCAUCAUAGAGAGAGAGAGAGAGAGAGAGAGAGAGAGAGAGAGAGAGAGAGAGAGAGAGAGAGAGAGAUAGAGAUAGAGAGAGAGAGAGAGAGAGAGACGCUAGUGGUAGAGCCGAGUUCAAUAGCAGAUGGUCUCCAUUUUGUUCUCAGAAAACGUGCAGCAUAUCUCGCCUGGUUUGCACGCGUUGUGUCUCGUUCCUCUCUGUUUGAGAGAGAGAGAGAGGGAGAGAAUGUGGAUGCAUUACCAGCUGGGUAAAAUAUAAAUGACACUAUGUUGUUUGACAAGGGUAUUCAAGUGCAUCAUGAAAAAUAUAUUGUUCAGGUCAUAAAAUCUUGAUGCACCGUUUUACUAAAACAUUUAGACAAGCGGUUCCUAUUAAUGAAACAAACAAGCAAACAUGAUUUGGAACACAGGAAACAAGCGUCAACAAACAGACCAUAGCUCCUGCCAACGCUUGUUUGGAGGCUUCACAAAAGAAUGAAUAUUAGAUUCUGAGGAUAAACAAUUGAUUAUUAUUUGUUGUUCAUUAAAUCUUAACUUGGAUCAUUUUUCUCUAUGCGGUACAGUGUGUGUCUGGUCUACUGCCAUGCAGUCAGUUCAUAGAGCAUAUCCUACAAUGUACAGCUGAGUUGACCCAACAUAAUGGGUACUGUAAUAAGAUGAACCCUUUGGCCCUACACCCAAACAAGGGCACUGCGUUCAUCCACCUCUGGCCUGCUCGCCUCCCUACCACUGAGGAAGUACAGUUCCCGCGCAGCCCAGUCAAAACUGUUCGCUGCUCUGGCCCCCCAAUGGUGGAACAAACUCCCUCACGACGCCAGGACAGCGGAGUCAAUCACCACCUUCCGGAGACACCUGAAACCCCACCUCUUUCAGGA